Molecule: messenger RNA, 606 nt
Organism: Vigna angularis (adzuki bean)
Lineage: Eukaryota; Viridiplantae; Streptophyta; Magnoliopsida; Fabales; Fabaceae
Exons: 1
Coding region: 1-606 (201 amino acids)
Source: RefSeq, a predicted model, not a curated record
AUGACGUUUAAGGGCAGUUAUAGCAAAGUCCCUCAACAUUGGGAAAUGAAGAACAUCGACGAACCACAUACGUGUUUCUCAACCAUACUAUAUCGAGAUCAUACAAAUCUUGAUAGUAAUCACAUUGCCGCAAUCGUAUCAAAUUUUGUUAGGACAAAUCCUUCCAUUCCCAUCAAGAGUUUGAUUACAGAUAUUAAAAAUAGUUUCGGGUAUUUUGUGUCAUACUUAAAGCUUGGUUGGCGGAAACAAAAGGCUCUUGCUAUGGAGUUCGGUGAUUGGGAAGAUUCUUAUCACCAUCUGCCCAUGUGGUUACAUGCGGUCAAAGAUGCAAAUCCUGGUACAAUAUUACAAUGCACUAGUUCUUCAGCGGAGAUUGAUGGACAACCUAAUAAUGAUUGUUGCAUUAUAAAAAGAGUUUUUUGGUCUUUUGGUCCUCGUAUACAAGGAUUCAAAUAUUGUAAACCCAUUCUCAAAGUAGAUGGAACCUUUCUAACAAGCAAAUAUCAUGGAGCUUUGCUCACCGCCAUUGCUCAGGAUGACAAUAGAAAUCUUUUUUCAUUUGCAUUUGCCAUUGUAGAAGGUGAGACAAAAGAGACAUUGAUAUAG